GGUAAGGCCACUUACUACGACACUGGUAUGGGAUCUUGCGGCCAGGAGCACACCGACUCUGAGCUUGUCGUCGCCAUCUCCAAGGAGAUCAUGAUGAAAUACGACACUGGAAACCCCAACAACAACCCGCUUUGUGGAAAGCGCAUCAAGUGCACUCGCGGAGGAAAGGAGGUCAUCGCCACCGUCGUCGACACAUGUCCUGGCUGCACUCCGGACCACGUCGACCUUUCUCGGGCCGCCUUCGGUGACCUUGGCGACUUCGCUGAGGGCAACAUCUCCAUCACUUGGGCCUGGUUGGACCCCAUCGACGAGUAA
Messenger RNA from Tricharina praecox, 315 nucleotides. RefSeq names its product RlpA-like double-psi beta-barrel-protein domain-containing protein-containing protein. The annotation marks the transcript as partial. Lineage: Eukaryota; Fungi; Ascomycota; Pezizomycetes; Pezizales; Pyronemataceae. The transcript has 3 exons. The record is from RefSeq and is a predicted model, not a curated record.